Molecule: messenger RNA, 2584 nt
Organism: Balaenoptera acutorostrata (minke whale)
Lineage: Eukaryota; Metazoa; Chordata; Mammalia; Artiodactyla; Balaenopteridae
Gene: LETM1
Product: leucine zipper and EF-hand containing transmembrane protein 1
Exons: 15
Coding region: 861-2444 (527 amino acids)
Biological process (GO): intracellular monoatomic cation homeostasis
Cellular component (GO): mitochondrial inner membrane
Molecular function (GO): ribosome binding; calcium ion binding
Source: RefSeq, a predicted model, not a curated record
CUGAGUGCCAGCCGCCUGCAGCCAACCGCCGUUCUCAACCUUCCGCGGGCGGGCGGAGGCGCCGCGGCCGCCGCGGGGGAGGAGCAGCAGCAUCAGAAGGCCGGCGGCCGCCGCGCAGGGCACAUGGCGUCCAUUUUACUGAGGAGUUGCCGCGGCCGGGGGCCCGCCCGCCUCCCGCCGCCCCGCGCCGCCGCUCCGAGGGGUGUUCAGGUACAGAGUGCCUGGGGAGGAUCUGGAGAUGGGGCAGGGAGGAUCCUGCCUGGAGCAGCGUAGCGGGUAGACCCCAGAGAGCCUGGUGUCCUGGAAGCCAGGUGAAGAAAGGUCGUGCGGGGGACGGUGCCUGCCUCAGUUGUGCCAGCACCGCGGGGCUGACGGGCUGCGUGAGACUUCCGUUUGGCGGCUGCAGUCCCGUCCACCCCGUGUGCCUUUCCUCGCGAGGCGAUCCCCUCGGCCGCUGGGCUCUGAGGCCCCGGCACACGUGCGUGGUGGUCGCAGCGCCGAGGUUCCUUCCUGUGCGCUGCUGGCGCUCGUCGCCCCCGCUGGGCGAUGACUCCGUGGUGGAGAAGUCCCUGCGGUCCCUAAAAGACAAGAACAAGAAGCUGGAAGAAGGCGGCCCCGUGUACAGCCCCCCCGCAGAGGCGGCCGGGAGAACGCCGCUGGGCCAGCGGGCCCUGGGCGAGCUGAAGCACUACUACCACGGCUUCCGCCUGCUCUGGACCGACACCAAGAUCGCCGCGCGCACGCUCUGGCGCAUCCUGCACGGCCACAGCCUGAGCCGCCGAGAGCGCAGGCAGUUCCUCCGGAUUUGUGCCGACCUCUUCCGCCUGGUGCCCUUCCUGGUCUUCGUGGUGGUGCCCUUCAUGGAGUUCCUGCUUCCUGUUGUCGUAAAGCUCUUCCCCAACAUGUUACCGUCCACGUUCGAGACCCAGUCCAUCAAGGAGGAGAGGCUGAAGAAGCAGCUGCGGGUCAAGUUGGAGCUGGCCAAGUUUCUUCAGGACACCAUCGAGGAGAUGGCCUUGAAGAACAAGGCAGCCAAGGGGAAUGCCACCAAAGACUUCUCCGUGUUUUUCCAGAAGAUCCGAGAGACGGGUGAGAGACCCAGCAACGAGGAAAUCAUGCGGUUUUCCAAACUGUUUGAGGACGAGCUGACCCUGGACAACCUCACGCGCCUGCAGCUGGUGGCGCUGUGCAAGCUGCUGGAGCUGCAGUCCAUGGGCACCAACAACUUCCUGCGCUUCCAGCUCACCAUGCGGCUGCGCUCCAUCAAGGCCGACGACAAGCUGAUCGCUGAGGAGGGGGUGGACAGCCUCAACGUCAAGGAGCUACAGGCGGCGUGUCGGGCGCGAGGCAUGCGGGCCCUGGGCGUCACGGAAGACCGUCUGCGGGACCAGCUGAAGCAGUGGCUGGAGCUGCACCUGCACCAGGAGGUCCCGACGUCGCUGCUCGUCCUGUCCCGGGCCAUGUACCUUCCUGACACCCUCUCGCCCGCCGACCAGCUCACGUCCACCCUGCAGACCCUCCCGGAGAUUGUGGCGAAGGAGGCCCAGGUGAAAGUGGCCGAGGUGGAGGGCGAGCAGGUGGACAACAAGGCGAAGCUGGAGGCCACGCUGCAGGAGGAGGCGGCCAUCCGGCAGGAGCAUCGCGAGAAGGAGCUGCAGCGGCGGUCCCAGGCUGCGGUGGCGAAGGAAGUGGAGCCUGAAGUGGUGGCAGAAGGUGCCCCCGGGAGGCUGGUGGCCGAGCCGCAGCCGGAAAAGCCUGAUGUGACCCUGCCGUCCGAGGCCCUGACGGACAGCGCGCCCGUCCUGGAAGGCUUGAAGGAAGAGGAAAUAACUCAGGAGGAAAUUGACAUACUCAGUGAUGCCUGCUCGAAACUGAAGGGGCAGAAGAAAUCCCUGACGAAGGAGAAGGAGGAGCUGGAGCUGCUGAAGGAGGACGUCCAGGACUACAGCGAGGACCUGCAGGAGAUCAAGAAGGAACUUUCAAAGACUGGCAAAGAAAUCUACGUGGAAGAGUCUAAAGCCAGCAAGAGGCUGACGAAGCGGGUACAGCAGAUGAUCGGGCAGAUCGACAGCCUGCUCACGCAGCUGGAGGCCGACCAGAAGGCUGGCAGGCUAGGCCCGGCCGCCGAGGGCGCGCCUGCGGGGGAGACCGUCAUCAGCGUCGCUGAGCUCAUCAGUGCCAUGAAGCAAAUCAAGCACAUUCCCGAAAGCAAGCUCGUCAGCUUGGCCUCGGCCCUGGACGAAAAUAAGGAUGGCAAGGUCAACAUCGACGACCUUGUCAAGGUGAUCGAGCUGGUGGACAAAGAAGACAUUCACAUCUCCACCAGCCAGGUGGCUGAGAUCGUGGCCAUGCUGGGGAAGGAGGAGAAGGUGGAGGAGAAGGAGAAGGCCAAGGAGAAAGCCGAGAAGGAGGCCGAGAAGGAGGCCGCGGAAGUGAAGAAUUAGGGCCCGCCUGGCUCUCAGGUGCCUUGGUGGCCCUUCGUGCGUCUGCCGCAGCAGUCCUAACGUGAUGGUGAUUGCUCUGAAGUGAUGCUUAGAGACAGGUCUAAUAUUUUGUCUGGAAUAAAUCAGAAACUUCAUAAUCA